CAGGGUCCCUGGUGUAAUGCAAGCCCCUCUAGGGUGCUAUUUCGCAAUAUCAGGCUCUUGCUAUUGGUCAGUAUCUGAUCAUAUGCUACAAUUUCUUUCUGUCCCUCACUGGCACCCGGCCACCCCCCUUCAGCUAAAACCCAAUCUCCGAUAAACUACUAAUAGCUAAACCACUUGGACUAUAAAACACAACAAAUCAUAAAGCCAGGAAGCUCGCUGCCUCCUCCCAAUGAGUUCUUAUUUUGUCAAUUCCACUUUCCCGGUAACUCUGCCUGCUGGCCAGGAAUCCUUCCUAGGUCAAAUCCCCUUAUAUUCCUCAGGCUAUGCGGACCCUUUAAGACACUAUCCUGCAGGCUAUGGAGCCACUGGAGUCCAGGACAAGGGCUAUGGCUCAUCUCCCUAUUACCAGCCAGCUAAUGGAGCUUACAGCAGGACAGCAGCCUGUGACUAUGGAGCAGCUGGGUCACUUUACAGGGACAAGGACCCUGGCUGCUCACUGUCCUCCCUGGAUGAGCAGAGCCACUACAGCCAAGAGCAGCGCAAACCGGACUGUGCGCACAGCAAGACGCUAUUUGACGAGCAGGAAGACGCAAAGUGCUCCACGCCAGUCUACCCCUGGAUGCAGAGGAUGAACUCUUGUAACACUUCGGUAUUUGGGCCCAGUGGAAGGAGAGGCCGGCAGACCUACACCAGAUAUCAGACCCUGGAGCUGGAGAAAGAGUUUCAUUUUAACCGAUACCUGACCCGAAGGCGCAGGAUCGAGAUCGCUCAUUCUCUGUGCUUGACCGAGCGUCAGAUAAAGAUCUGGUUCCAGAACAGGAGAAUGAAAUGGAAAAAAGAGAGCAAACUUCUCAACUCCUCUCUGCAGAGCACAGGGGAGGAAGAGAAAGCGGCUGAGUGACAGAACGUCUGUCGAAACGUGCUCCACAAUCCUUGUUCCUUGAAUAAAUUAUUCUUGCACACAAGACUGGUAAAGAACAAAAAACUAGUGACACAGAUUCUAUGUGAAACAUAAACAUUCUACUACCUAUAUGUCUGACUACUAGUCAGAAUCCUUGAUAGACUUUUGAAUAUGCAUAAUCAUAUGUAUGUAUCUAUAUAAGUAUAUAAAUACAUACAUGUAUAUAUAUGUCUGUAUAUAUGCAUAUACAUGUAUUUACACACAUAUAUAUAUAUUAAUAAAAAGCACUCGAUCUUCAAGAGUCUUGUGUACCAACCAUGCACGAUUUGAAGGUUCUAUAUUCUUUCUUUUAUUUCUAUGUCUACUGAAAGUACUUAUAUAUAUAUUGCCUAGGAUCAAAUUGUGAAUUGCUAUAUUUUGUUAUUUUUUUGAAUGUGGUUGUUUGUGAUUUCUAUUUGUAGUUUGUAUGAGAAAAAAAAAAAAACGUUUAUUAUAUUGUCCAUUGUUAGUUGAUAAUAUACUGAGUGGAACCGAAAGACAUCCAUGGGAUUUGGUAUCUUUAUUGUUCUAAGUGUACUGUUAUACUGGAAGCACAAACUGUCUGUAUUUUUUAAAGCACACGGCCUAUGGGGGAUUUAAACUGACCAAACAUCCGUUCUGAUUAAAAAAAAAAAAACGAAAAAAAAAAAAUAAUAAAAAAAUAAACUGGCUGUGUUCUGCACUUUCCCAACAUUAAAAUGAAAGGUAUCACAAAUGGAAAAAUUACCCAUAUAUUUUACUAGCACAGCGUCUGCACAUCUCACUAAUUCAAUUUUCUGCUGUUCUAAGGACGCAGACUGUCUGGGAUAUUUCAUUAAAUGUUGCUGGAAUUAAACUUGUGACUUAUUUUCUCUGUAUAUUUGGGACUGGGUAUUUAGAUCUGAUUUUAUCUGCUGUAUAAUAAAAUAUUUGCAUUUCCCCGAGAAA
Messenger RNA from Pelobates fuscus (common spadefoot toad), 1867 nucleotides. It is a transcript of the gene HOXB6, whose product is annotated as homeobox B6. Gene Ontology annotation, cellular component: nucleus. The coding region runs from base 230 to 901 and encodes 223 amino acids. Gene Ontology annotation, biological process: anterior/posterior pattern specification; regulation of transcription by RNA polymerase II. The transcript has 2 exons. NCBI's taxonomy places the organism in Eukaryota, Metazoa, Chordata, Amphibia, Anura, Pelobatidae. The record is from RefSeq and is a predicted model, not a curated record. Gene Ontology annotation, molecular function: DNA-binding transcription factor activity, RNA polymerase II-specific; RNA polymerase II cis-regulatory region sequence-specific DNA binding.